AUGGGUGACUUGAUAUUCCACGCCAGAUAUGGAAAUUGUUUCCAGGGUAAAAAGAGAAAUACAAUCCAUGCAGAGCAUUUUAUGCUUGAAGACGAAGAGUUCAAACAACAUGUGAAACUCUUAGGAGAUCAGAAAGGGGGAAAAAUUGAGAUGUACAUGAACAAACAGCCUUGCUUUAGAUCAACUAGAGUGAAGACAAAGGAGUGCGCCCAAGAACUGAUCAAUUUCUACAAGUUAUUCUGCUCAUCACAUGGAAUUGAACUCACUGUAAAUCUUUGCCAGUUGUCCAGAGUUGAUGUUAACAUGCAGCUCCCUUCGCCUUCUCUAAACAACGACAUUCAGAAUGCUCGCCUAGGGGUGCAAAUGAUGAUGUCUGCUGGUAUUGAGCUCAAAGCUAUGAAUGAAGAAAGGUGGAAAAAACUUGCAGGAUAUGCAAACAUAAUUGCCUGAGUACAUUGAUGGUGACCGGCAAAAGUUAGAUCAACAUAUUGAGGAGUUUCUCCAGGGAAUAAAGCAGGCUCAAAUGACUUUUUCCGUCAGUUCUCCUACCUUAACCCCAGUAAGGGAGUAGUGUAAAUAUGCCAACUUUGGACCAACUCUAAAAUAUUGUUUUCCGUCCUGUUCCCGGUUUUCCCCGUUAUCCAUUUUUCAGAUUUAGUCUAUUUCAUCCAUUUUCUGUCAUUACACCUAAUUUGAAUUUAAGAAGUUAAAUUUUAUGACUUUAAUGUCUGUCAUUUUCAUUUGUCAUUUACUACGUAAAUUCAGACUAAUUAAAGUCUACAAUCAUUAUUUGCAUAAAUUUAAAAAAACUCAUAAAUCUCAUAAAAACCAUAAAAGUAUAAAAAAUGUGAAUAUAGUUAAGAUUUAAGAGAAUACUACCUCGGCCCGUUCGGGGCCUCUGGGAAAAACCGGGAAAAUGACGGAAAAUAGUAUUUUAGAGUUAAUCCAGAAUCGGCAUAUGUACGCUACUAUAAACACAUUCAAUAUUUUUACAUUACAAGGGAAAUCUCCUAUUGGCAACAUUUGCUAGUUUGUUUUGACUUCGUUGAAUAUUUGAUGAUUUGCAGGGUUUUUUUCCCGUUUUUUAACCAAUCAAAGUGAUUGAAGAACAAGAUAGAAAAAGAGAACUAUUUUCUCAUUAUGAUUUUUACCUUUAUGAUCCAGAAAAUUAUAAAACAAUAUUGACAGAGGAACCUAAGGAUAGGAAAAUUGAAGAAAGAAAAUACCGUGGCUUUCAUUUUAACGAUGAUCAAAUGCAAACAAAAGAGGAUGGAAGGAAAUACAUAGAAAUUAUAGAAUAUGAAGAAAUGGAUUUAUUUGGUGAUUGUUUAGAAGAGAUAAAGAAUAACAUUAUCUUGAUGAACUUGAGAAAGAAAACAGAAAUUGUAAGAGGAAGAUCUUGAACUUUCAUCAUGAUGAAGAAGAAGAUUAAAAUAAUUCAUAACCCCUUCGGCGCUUUUCUUUAUGCCGAUCAUGUUUUACAACUUUAUCUGACAUUAUAAUAAAAUGACCAUCGAUAAAAAGAUUGUAAAACUUGUAGUUAAUUAUGACAGUAAUGAAAACAAAGAUGAACCUAAAACUAGCAAAAAUAUCCAGUGGUACUUACGGGUUUUAAAAGGCCGUCCGGGACCGAGUUGCCAGUUAGUCUGUAAGAUUGUAAUAGCAAGAAAGGACACUCAUUUUCAAGUGUUUCAGUAUCGUCCUGUACAACUUAGCUACCCUAAAUUAGAAACUGAAGUAAAUAUUUUAGACAUUUAAGAUUACCCGGCUUUAUCUACUUGUUUUUUGGUAAAAAGUGAAACCCCGAAGGUUACAAAGACUUAGAAUGAAUAAAACAACAGUUCGCAACAGUGAAGGACAAGGUGGGCGAUCACUCAUCAGUCGGUUCAUGCAUGUUCAUUGGUAUGGGGACCCCAGAUUCUUCCAUGAAAGUGUAACAUUUAUUUUCCGUUGGUGUAAAGGUAUUGCCGUUGAUUUUUUUUUUCAAAAAUCCUUCCGCGAGAAAAAAUGACUGCCGCACUCCAGAUAACAGGUUUGCAAACUGUGUCCGGAAUAUCUUUUAGAUCGCCCUACCAGUGGGGGAGCGCUGAACUGAAUCAUAUUACAAGGCCCGGUUCAGACAACCAACUUUUCAUGAGCCGAACCCACAGUGAGGUCAACAAAUUGUAAAGUCAAAAUAGCGAGGUUUUACGAUUUCUUAUUUACACUAGGUUGAAGAUAAACAAAAAAUAAAUCUUUGUACAAGUUUCCAUUCCCGUAGCAUGUUUCAUUUCGAAAAUAUAGCAAUUUGAACUUCCGAGUUUUCGCAGUGCGUGACACCAAAAUAGGAAUGCUGUCUCGUUGAAAAAAAGUCUCACCUCUUGAUUUUCAGCAGUAGUAUAUCCAUUUCAGGUAUCAGAAGAUGUGUUUAUGAGCACGUAUGCUAGUUCUUGAGUGAAAAGAAAGAGCUUUUAUAGACAAAGUGAACUCCAGAUGUUGUUGUUGAUUUCUGGCGGACCUGGCGGCCAUAUUGGUGCACCAAAACGGUGCACCAAUAUGGCGUCGCCAUACAAAGCUCUACAAAGUUGCGUGAAACGUUUCGGCAAAUAAGUCAGAAACUGCGGGCCACAAAGACCCGAGACUUGGACAAAUUGUUUAUAUAUUAGUCUUUUAUAACAUUUCGUUUUCUUGGCCUCUUCCACUGGACGGUUUUCAAUUUAUUUGUUUGUUGCGUGACAGUGAAAACGAUCAAUACAUUGAAUUAAGUACAUGAAAAGUUCGGUGUAGUUCGGAAAGUCGGAGCGGCUUAGCCGUUCUUCACGUUAGCCGGGCCGGGAAUUUCGACUAUGGAUCGGCGCCUUUGAUUCGGAUGCCAAACUUUCCUUGCGCCCAACCUAAAGGAUAAAUGAUAAUAACGUACUUUGCAAGCGCUUUCACCGAAACGAGCAUUUUUCUCCUUUUGAAUUUAGUUCGGAUGGAAUUAAGAUCGGCGUCUGAAUCAAUUCAGGUGGUCUAAAUAAUUUGGGUUGGCCUUAAUUCGAAUUAGGUUUGGCUCAUGAAAAGUUCGGCGCGUGGACGGGGCCUAAAUUUUCCCUUUAGUUAGUUAGGAAUAUGUACCCAAUGGGGCCAUGUGUGCAAACAAUUUAAAGUUGAGAAACAAAACUUUGAUAUCAGUGUACAUCAGUAACGUACCGUAGAAUGUGUCCCAGUUUUAUAGCUGAAUCGUCCACAUGCAACUCUCUUUGCAUUGAUGAAGUUCGCCGAUAAAACGAACGGUGUCCCUAGUAACGGGCGAUCGAAAGCGUCAAUUUUCUGUCACAAUUGCAAAAUCAUGGGGAAUAUUUGUAGAUCAGGUGAGGUCAGUAUUUUACGUGUGUCUCAUAAAAGGUAAAAAGGUAGAAGGUUUCAAUGAAUAGAAGCGCGAAACACAUGUUCUAGAGUGUACAAGAGUUUGAAGUUUCAAUUCACUUAAUACCUUGCACUUUCUAUAUAUCUUGGAAAAGUCUGAAAGCCGUUCUCCAAGAAAGUCAGAUAAAAAGCAUGAUUCGGUGUCGUGUUCAAACAUGUUCAAAGGAAGUUCCUUUAAUCAUUAUUAUGUCCUGCAAUAACAAAUCUUGUAUUGAAUGAUACUGUCAAGAAUGAACAUGCUACUGUUAUGCUAAAAUUACAUGACGCCGGGGCGACUUUCGCCCCGGAGUGAGUUCACACAGGUUCCCUCUCAUGGCUCUAUAUUUGUUUACAUGAUACCACCACAAAAUGUCGUGCCGGCGCGAGUCACCCCGGCGUGAGUUCACGCCGGUUCUUGUACCGGGGCGAGAAUUUCACUCCGGUACAAAAUCAGGUCGUUUCGCGUACAAUGAUACCGUUGCGACCCGUUUCGGCGUUAAAUCAGUCUGCCGGUAGACUGGAACGGGUAGCGCAUGCGUAAUGUUUGCGACUUUGAAUCACACCUGUAUUUUAUCAACAUGAAGUGUACCUUCAAAUAACGAGAUAUGAAAUGGCAAAGUCAUCAUGUAAAUGAUUGCGAAAUCAAAAAGUCAUCCUGGUAUGAAACUCGCGCCGGUGCGAGUUUUCUCUUGUAAACACCCCCUAAGACAUAACGACCGUAUAAGGCAAGGCCUGAUACAAAGAUAGUAACAUUACAAAAUAGAGAAGAAAUGACAGAAAUGAGUGCUCUAGGUUUCAAUAACACACAAAUAAAACAAACUUAUGGCAAUACAUUAGUCAUUAAGAGCCACUGAGAACAGUCUGGAAAGGAAAUGAAAUAUGUCACUUGUGUGACGCUGAGACUAUGUUUGGAAAAAUACGUCACCGUUUUCGCGGAAACAAUGGUUUUUCUAGGAAAUAUGAAAAAUUUCUUCAUAUGUAGUCGAAUGUUUUUUUGUGUGUGUCAGUGUGUCUUGAAUCGUUCAGUCAAACCUUUCGAACCUGCUGUUAGUACAGUUUGUGGCUGGUUUGAUACUCCCUUCAAUUUUCUCCAAUCUUUGGAACAGUGCUGCCCGUGACCUUUUACAAAGGGUUUGAUAAAAGUACUUCGCUCUACUCAGUAGCUGAAAAUCAUGAUAGGUGAUCGAGGCGUAAUGAGCGAAAUAGCGUUGGCCAUUUCUGAUGAAGGACGACUAGCGGUUAUCAAAAGAAGUGAAUACCGAGUCGAGUUGUAUGGUGGAGCAGAUGGUAAAGAUGCAAGACCGGUAAAUAUAACGACUAAACAAAAUCUUAUAAGACCAUACAACCUUUGUUUUGCCCCGAUGAACCACCUGCUGAUCACAGAUAUCGGUGACCGCAGUAUCAAGAUAUACAGCUUAAAGAACAAAGAGCCUGAACUUGUGCGGAAAAUCGCUUGCUACGAAAAGAAAGCACAAGCUAUAAUCCAGAUGGAAACUUCUGCAGGCCCUUUUUCCGCUCUUUCAUCGUCGUCAGAUAAAUACCUGACUCCUUUCACUGUAACUGCUGGACCGAGUCCGCUUUCUCAGAUUUUCGCUGUGUUUGAAAACUAUAUUUUUGUGAUUACCAUUGACUGGAAUUCACUGGAGUUGAUCGAUUAUCGACGGCUUUCUACACAAAGUGAUUGGAGUUCUGUACAGUGCAAAAUGAAAAAAGAGUGCGAUAAGACGAGUAUUGUUCAUGACCACAAAGAUAAUCACAAAGUUGGAGGACAGAAUCCUUUGGCAGUUACAGAAGGACAGUUUUGUGCCAUGUUUUAUCACGUCACGGAGACAAAGAGAGGCAAAAUUGAUUUUCAUUAUAAGUGCCUGCAAACGUCGAAAUGUCGAGUUGGGAAGAAGGCAAGGUCAAACCCAAGAGCUGACUACGCCGCAACUGUUGUAGUGUAUGUUCGGUUGACUGAUCAAAACGGUCGCCUGAUAUUCCACGCCAGAUAUGGGAAUUGUUUCGAAGGUGAGAGGAGAAAUACAAUUCAUGCAGAGUAUUUUAUGCUUGUAGAUGAAGAGUUCAGACAAGCUGUGAAAUUCUUAGGAGAUCAGAAAGGGAAAAAAAAAAUUAAGAUGUACAUGAACAAACAGCCUUGCUUUCGAUCAACCAGACACCACGAUAAGAUGCCUGGACUGAAGAGAAAGGAAUGUUCUCAAGACUUGGUCAAGUUCUACACAUCGUAUUGUUUAUCACAUAACAUUAAGCUUACUAUAAAUCUCUGCCAGUUGUACAAAGUUGACAUGCCCUCUUCGUCUUCUCUUAAAGAUAUUGAAAAUGCUAAGAAGGGCAUGGAAAUAAUGAAGUCUGUCGGUAUUAAGCUGAAAGCUAUGACUGAAAAUAGCUGGCUACAACUUGCAGGCUAUGCAGACAUCGAGUUGCCGGAGUACACUAAUGGUGAUGACCGGCAAAAGUUAGAUCAACAUAUUGCUGAGUUUCUCAAAAGUAUCCCAAGCUAA
Porites lobata is the source of this 5867-nucleotide messenger RNA. NCBI's taxonomy places the organism in Eukaryota, Metazoa, Cnidaria, Anthozoa, Scleractinia, Poritidae. The record is from the annotation of a GenBank genome assembly.